Coniosporium apollinis CBS 100218 is the source of this 897-nucleotide messenger RNA. RefSeq lists its product as uncharacterized. Gene Ontology annotation, molecular function: oxidoreductase activity. The transcript has 3 exons. The record is from RefSeq and is a predicted model, not a curated record. Lineage: Eukaryota; Fungi; Ascomycota; Dothideomycetes. The coding region runs from base 1 to 897 and encodes 298 amino acids.
AUGUCAGACAUCAAGAAAGUUCUACUGGUUGGUGCAAGCGGCAACCUCGGCCCCUCAGUCCUCUCCGAAUUUCUUAAAUCCCACCUCACCGUCUCAGUGCUCAGCCGCCCGUCCUCAACCGCAACCUUCCCCCCCGAAGUCAACGUCAUCAAGUCUUCGUACGAGCCCUCUGAGCUCGUCCCCGCGCUCAAAGGCCAGGAUGCAGUGAUUUCACUCGUCGGCACCGCGGCGUUCGACGAGCAGCAGAAACUGAUCGAUGCCGCAAUCGCCGCAGGGGUGAAGCGGUUCGUGCCGAGCGAGUUCGGGGGCAACACCGCAGACCAGAAGGCGCGGGAGUUCGUGCCGUUUUUUGAGGUGAAAAAGCAGGUCGUGGACUACCUGGCUGGGAAGGAGGGAGAGAUCAGCUGGACGGGGGUUGUGACUGGGCCGUUUUUGGACUGGGGCCUCAAAGUCGGCUUCCUCGGCUUCAACCUCACCGCACACACCGCCGCCAUCUGGGACGACGGCACCGUCCCCUUCAGCAGCACGAACCUGUCGACUAUCGGGCGUGCUCUCGUGGCCCUCCUCACUGAUCCCUCCGCCUACAGCCAGACGGCCAAUAAAUACAUCUACAUCGCCAGCCACGUGACCACGCAGUCCGAGGUGCUGGGCUACCUCGAGAAGGUGACAGGCAAGUCCUUCAAAGUCACGCAUGUGAAGAGCGAGGAGGCGGUGAGCAAGGCUAGGGAAAAGCUGGGUAAGGGGGACUAUUCCUCGAUUCCGGACUUGAUUCUGGGCGCGAUGUAUGGGCCGGAGAAGCUGGGGGUGUAUGAGCCGACGGGGAACCAGCUGCUGGGGUUACCGGAGGAGUCGCUGGAGGAUACUGUUAGGGCGGUUGUGGAGGGGAAGAAGCCGUGA